AUGCGACGUCGUUCUCGAAGUCCAGUUAGCAACGGAUCAGAGGCUCCUGGUGGAAAAAUUGCAAAGACAACCCACUCACCGGGGGGUUCAACGGAGAGAACAAUUGACUCAACGGUACCCGUAGCCCCAGAUUCCGGACUUCCCUCGUAUUCUGCAGUUGAGUUAACCACAACUGAAUCUCGCCAACGCCAUCCGACCGUCAAUAAAACCCCACAACCUAGUGUCCCUCGGCCCAAAAGACAAGACUGGUGUCGUUGGCCAAUUUGCAAGGACUUUCUCAAGUACGGCAUUUGCCCAAACGAAACUGGACCCGGAAAGGAUGGGGCCAAGUGUCAAUUCGCGCAUAUCAGAGCAGAUGAGGCCGUAUCGGCAACAUCAGACGGAUAUGUUCGUGUCUGUUUCGAUUCAAUGGGACUAUUACAGUCUUCCUGCCGAAGAGUAAGAUGCUCAUUCUACCACCCGCCCAACCAUAUCCGUGAUCAAAUAAUUGCCAAGCGUCAUGCACAGUACUUACAGGAGAAACACGUAAAGGGGAUUUACAACCAGCUCGCGGCUUCGAUACCGCUAACACCGACAGUAAAUCAUCUUACAUGCUUCUCAGACCCCCUUUCAAAUAUGGCAAUGACUCAGCCGCUGAUGUGUAAUAGUCUUUUGGGGCCAACAAGCCUUCUCCCUCCUUCCAAACCUCCAGUCUUGGGGUCAGAUAUCACCCCGGCCAAGCUGCCUACGAUGAAUAUUGACACCUCUGGGUUGAUCUACCAGCAGGUUUUACAGCCACCGCCGAUGCUUCCUCCAAUUAACUGGGCAGAUAUCUUGGCGAAAACAAACUCACCAUACCUGCCACCGCGACCAGAUACACUGGCGAUUUACAAUUGGCUGUUACUGUCUCAAAUAAACCCUGGAAUUCUGCCUGGUAUGGUCACUCCUCAAACAGCGCUUGGGUUUCCGCCCUUCGGAACACCCAACUCAAUGACCUUGGCAACGGACCUCGUUCCGCCUUCGAAUGCUGUUUCGUAUGCAGCGGGUCCGUCUAUGUAA
Messenger RNA from Mesocestoides corti, 1038 nucleotides. Lineage: Eukaryota; Metazoa; Platyhelminthes; Cestoda; Cyclophyllidea; Mesocestoididae. The record is from the annotation of a GenBank genome assembly.